Saccostrea cuccullata (small rock oyster) is the source of this 1704-nucleotide messenger RNA. RefSeq names its product protein amalgam-like. The record is from RefSeq and is a predicted model, not a curated record. Gene Ontology annotation, cellular component: neuron projection. NCBI's taxonomy places the organism in Eukaryota, Metazoa, Mollusca, Bivalvia, Ostreida, Ostreidae. Bases 99 to 737 code for a protein of 212 amino acids. The transcript has 5 exons.
CUAAUACAUGUUAAUUUCUUACAACAGGAGUGGGAGAUGUGGGAGACACGUUGAUCAUUAAGAAUAUUUCACGCCAUUGUGGCGGGGAGUACGAGUGUAUGGCCGACAACGGGGUGAAGGCGGCAGUACAACACACCAUCAAAGUGGACGUACAUUUUCCACCGGAAGUUAGCCUUAUUAACGACAGACAGUCGCAGAGAGUAGGAAGGGAGACAAUUCUACAAUGUGACGUGUCCGCAUCGCCCCUGGGCGUCAAUGUCUGGAAAUUUGGAGAUCGCGAAUUUGAUCAGCAGAGUGGACGGAACUACCGCACAGAAAUGUACAGGGAAGACAAGAUGAGAGUCACCCUCUCAUUGAGGAUUUUAAAUAUUGGUGAGGAGGAUUAUGGGAAAUAUACAUGUGAAGCGCACAAUAAAUAUGGAAGAAGCGAAAGAUCAAUGUAUCUGGACGUGUUGAUGGACCCGACCCAAAAACCUAGAUCAAGUAGCCUUACUUCAACAACACAGGUGCUCACAUAUUCCGACCCAGCUAAAAGAACUCACCCAGAAACUGUGUCACAAGUCAGAGAACAAGGUAACGGUGACACAAAAAUAUUCGACUUCAGUAAAAUUGGCAGACAAAAAGGUUUGAGGCCACGAGAUGACAGAAAUGGUCAAGGUAUCCCACAAGCUGUUCUCUGGACAGAGAUAAUUAUCAUUUCGUUAGCACGGGUGUGUUCGAUGUGGAGAGUAACGUAAUAAAGAUGGUGUUUGUAACAAAAUUAAAUCAAAGUAAAAAGCCAAAAAAUAUUUAAAUGAAAUGGAUUAACUGAGGUAUGUGACCUAUAAUGGAAUUUAUUUUCUGCUGACAAAGUAAUCAACGAAUACAACGUUUAGUUUAAGAAGCGGAACCACCUGUUGUUGGGUAGCCAAGUGGAUCUUGAUGAAUCCUGGUCAGUGAAUAAUGGCGUGUGUUUGAAGUGACUAUCUUUUGCUAAUGCAAUGCAUUCCAAUUAACUGUUAUGAUGUAUAUACAUUAUGCUCGAUAUCCCAUUAUGUGAGUAGUAUUCCAUAUAUCAACUGUUAUAUUAUAUUAUAGUUAGAAUGGCUUGCAUUUUUGGCAAGCUAUUGGUAUGAAUUUCUUUGUUCAAAACCCAUCCCAAUGACAAGAAAAACAUAAUAAUUAUAUACCAAAAUUUAUAUGCGUUCAUUGCAUGGCAUUCAUAAAAUAUUUGAAGAAAUGAAUGCUACAUAUAUAAGAUUGAAAUUGUAGAGUAAUCAUAAAUAAAAUCCAAGUAUGCAUCGCUUUAUCUACUACAUGUGUAAGAGGAGGAUGUAUUGUACUGAAGCAUUCAUUAAUAUUCAAAUACAUUCUUAAUAUAAAUAAAAGAGCAUUUGUAAGAAAUGAUAGAAAACCUUUAAGGUUGACGUAGGAGUCAUCUAACAUGGCGCCUGAUACGUCAUAUCUGAAGUCGUCUUACAUAUGUAUUAUGUAUUACAAUGUCAAAAUUAUAUUUAAUUCCUUGCAGCAUUAUAAUUAAUUGGGUAUUCUGUUUAUUUUUCUGUUUCAUAAUGUCAAUUAAUAUUAUCUUUUGUAAUCCAUUUACGAGUGUGUAUAACUUUUUUUGUACAUUUACAUAUAUAACGUUUGUUUGUUAAUAAGAAGAGUAAAUGUUCCUGUAUGAGAACUUUGUGUUUAAUGUUAAAGCAACAAAAAGAAAGCAAA